Mangifera indica (mango) is the source of this 1044-nucleotide messenger RNA. Its product is annotated as LOB domain-containing protein 4-like. The record is from RefSeq and is a predicted model, not a curated record. The transcript has 2 exons. Bases 136 to 615 code for a protein of 159 amino acids. NCBI's taxonomy places the organism in Eukaryota, Viridiplantae, Streptophyta, Magnoliopsida, Sapindales, Anacardiaceae.
UUCUUCUUCUAUCUUCAGUUACUUUAUAGUGAUUUUUCUAAAAUUUUCUUCUUUUUUUGCUUAUUAUUAGCUCAAUUAUAUACAUAUUUUGCGGUUUCUGUGUAUCAGUUGAUCAUAUAUAAUUAAAUCAUUAGUAUGAAGGAGAGUGGUAGAAAGCAAGGUGCACUAUCGCCAUGCGCGGCAUGCAAACUUCUGCGGCGGAGAUGUGCCCACGACUGUGUUUUUGCUCCUUAUUUUCCUGCCGAUGAGCCUCAAAAGUUUGCCAGUGUUCACAAGGUUUUCGGUGCCAGCAAUGUUAACAAGAUGCUACAGGAACUUCCAGAGCACCAACGUAGCGAUGCAGUAAGUUCAAUGGUGUAUGAAGCCAACGCAAGAGUAAGAGACCCAGUGUACGGCUGCGUUGGAGCCAUUUCAUCCUUGCAGCAACAGAUCGACUCUCUGCAAACUCAACUGGCGCUCGCCCAAGCUGAAGUUGUCCACAUGAGAAUGCGGCAAUUUGCUUCAGAAUCCCCAGACACUGCUGCUGCCGCCGCUUCUCCUGCAGCCAAGUCCUUCUUCUCCAUGGACAUGCAUGUUGAUCCAGCAAGCAUUGGAGGGUCUUUGUGGUCAUGCUAAUUAAUUAAAAGCAAUACUAUAUGUACAUAUUUUUAAGUACAUAAAUGAAUAUAUAGAUAAUAUAUUAUCAUAUAAUUGAGUGAUAUUUUAUCCUUAAUUCAAAAUUACUCAAUUAUAUGAUGAUACAUUAUCUAUAUACUUAUUUGUAUAUUUAAAAAUAUGUAUACAUAAUUUUAUCGAUGAGUUAUAAUUAAUUAACUUAGGAUCCCAUUACCUCUUUUUGGCAAUUAAUUAUUAACUAUAAUGGUGGCUUGCAUGUUUUGCUGUCUCCUUUUGUUUCUUCAAUUUCUUUUUCACAUCUUUAAUUAUAUAUGUAUUUAUAUGGCUAGCUUCUUCACCUUUCAGAGAUGAUGAUCAUGAUGAUGAUCCUUGACCAUAUUGUAAAUAAUUAUUUAAAUUUAAUAUAUAGUUUUAUGUAUGAGUUAUCAA